GGUCUUACCCACUCUUCUUCUCCUAGCUGCAAGCCUUCUUCCUGGUGACAGAUGACAUCAUGGAUUCAUCCCUUACUCGCCGAGGGCAGUUGUGCUGGUAUCAGAAGCCUGGCAUAGGUUUGGAUGCCAUCAAUGAUGCUUUGCUUCUGGAAGCAUGUAUCUACCGCCUGCUGAAGCUCUACUGCCGGGAGCAGCCCUAUUACAUGAACCUGAUCGAGCUCUUCCUGCAGAGUUCCUAUCAGACGGAGAUUGGGCAGACCCUGGACCUCAUCACAGCCCCCCAGGGCAGUGUGGAUCUUGCCAGAUUCACUGAAAAGAGGUAUAAAUCCAUUGUCAAGUACAAGACAGCUUUCUACUCCUUCUACCUUCCUGUAGCUGCUGCCAUGUAUAUGGCUGGCAUUGAUGGGGAGAAGGAGCAUGCCAACGCCAAGAAGAUCCUGUUGGAGAUGGGCGAGUUCUUCCAGAUUCAGGAUGAUUACCUUGACCUCUUUGGGGACCCCAGUGUGACUGGCAAAGUCGGCACUGACAUCCAGGACAACAAAUGCAGCUGGCUGGUGGUACAGUGUCUGCAGCGGGCCACUCCGGAGCAGUACCAGAUCUUGCAGGAGAACUACGGGCAGAAAGAUGCUGAGAAGGUGGCCCAGGUGAAGGCACUGUACGAGGACCUGGACCUGCCAGCCGUGUUCCUGCAGUAUGAGGAAGACAGUUACAGCCAUAUCAUGGGUCUCAUUGAGCAGUAUGCUGCACCCCUGCCCCAGGUCAUUUUCCUGGAACUGGUGAACAAAAUCUACAAGCGGAAAAAGUGACCUACAGACUGCAAGGGCAGGGAACGGGGGCUCUCAAUAAAUUAUUAUAUUUGAGUUGGAGUCUCA
Messenger RNA from Carlito syrichta (Philippine tarsier), 872 nucleotides. RefSeq names its product farnesyl diphosphate synthase (gene FDPS). The coding region runs from base 60 to 806 and encodes 248 amino acids. Gene Ontology annotation, biological process: trans, trans-farnesyl diphosphate biosynthetic process. Lineage: Eukaryota; Metazoa; Chordata; Mammalia; Primates; Tarsiidae. The transcript is spliced from 7 exons. The record is from RefSeq and is a predicted model, not a curated record. Gene Ontology annotation, cellular component: cytoplasm. Gene Ontology annotation, molecular function: dimethylallyltranstransferase activity; (2E,6E)-farnesyl diphosphate synthase activity.